AAUUGCUGUUUUAUCGGAUGGCGCAUGUGUGUUUUUGUAGGGUGUGCUGCGGUUUGCCGUGUCAGACUAGAGUACGUGGCCGUCGCCAUUUUAGGGGAGGUGAGCGGUGUGUGCACCAAAAUCAGCCUAAAGUCGGUUUCUUCUCUCUCCCCCCGACAUCGUUAUAACCAUGGUCCUGUUGGCGGCUGCAGUUUGCACCAAGUCCGGGAAAGCCAUAAUUUCCCGGGAGGUUGUCGAGAUGACGCGAUCCCGCAUCGAGGGUUUGCUGGCUGCGUUUCCCAAGCUGAUGAACACGGGCAAGCAGCACACGUUUGUGGAGACGGAGAGCGUUCGCUACGUCUACCAGCCGCUGGAGAAGCUGUACAUGCUGCUCAUCACCACCAAGAACAGCAACAUCCUGGAGGAUCUGGAGACCCUCAGGCUCUUCUCAAGAGUGAUUCCUGAGUACUGCAAAGUGAUGGAGGAGUCAGAAAUAGUGGACCAGUCCUUCCCUCUCAUCUUUGCCUUUGAUGAGAUCGUUGCCCUUGGUUACAGAGAGAAUGUGAACCUGGCCCAGAUCAGAACCUUCACAGAGAUGGACUCUCAUGAGGAGAAGGUGUUUAAGGCUGUCAGAGAGUCUCAAGAGCGUGAAGCCAUCCAGGAGAUGAAGAAGAAAGCCAAGGAGCUGCAAGCUGCGCGACGAGAGGCGGAGAGGACCGGGAAGAAGACUCCAGGGUUCGGGGGCGGGUUUGGAGGCGGUUCUCGCUCAUCAGGGGAAUCGGUUCCCGUCAUGGCUGAUGACUACAAGCCUGAGCCAUCCAAACCUACAUACACAGCACCCAAACCCAGCCCAUCAGGCCGAGCCAUGAAGCUGGGUAGUAAGGGAAAGGACGUGGACCACUUUGUGGACAAGCUUGUGUCCGAAGGCCAGGAGGUGGCCAGCACUAAGGCAUCCAGGCAGUCGGCUCAGGCUGCUAAAAUAGCCACUCCUGCUAUUCACACAGAAAGUGUUCAUCUGCGCAUUGAAGAGAAGGUGACCCUGACAGCCAGACGAGAUGGUGGCCUGGACAACAUGGAGAUCCACGGCAUGAUCUCACUGCGCAUAUCUGACGAGCAGUAUGGCAAGAUCAUCAUCGCUGUAGAAAACCAGGAAGCCAGAGGAGCACAAAUACAGACACAUCCCAACGUGGACAAGAAGCUGUUCCAGUCGAAGUCCGAGAUCGGCCUGAAGAAUCCCAACAAACCGUUCCCCAUCAACAAUGACAUCGGGGUGAUGAGAUGGAGGCUGCAGUCCAGCGACGAGUCCCUCAUGCCCUUGUCAAUAAACUGCUGGCCCACUGAGAGUUCAGACGGAUGUGAUGUUAAUGUGGAGUAUGAGUUGGAGCAGGAGCAGCUGGAACUGAAUGAUGUCGUCAUCUCCAUUCCUUUGCCGUCUGGAGGUGGAGCGCCUGUUGUGGGGGACCUGGAUGGAGAGUACCACGUGGACAGCAGGAGAGGCAUGCUGGAGUGGAGGCUACCGGUCAUCGACGCCUCCAACAAGUCGGGCAGCCUGGAGUUCAGCUGUCACGGCCACUCCGACGACUUCUUCCCAGUCUCCGUCUCAUUUGUAUCCACCAAGUCUUACUGUGAUGUCAUGGUGAGUGGAAUAAGGAUGGUGGACGGUGGCCAGCCAGUCAAGUACUCAUCAGAUACAGCAUUGCUUGUGGAGAAGUACGAGAUACUUUAACAUGGCAGAAUGGAUGGUUGGGGCACAACAGGGGGAGGGGGGACAGCAUCCAUCAAAGUCUUCAAUUAGAAUGAUAAAAAAAAGUACUUUCGGGCCUGAUUGUAAAUGUUUCAAAUUUGUAAGGGAAACUGUAACAGGACAAGAAGAUGGGGAGGGAAAAUGGAAAAACGUGUCACAUCAAGAACAUGGUAUUGUUAAUAUACAGUUAUGUAGUCAACCUGAAGAACUCUUCAGCUGUUUCCAUAUGUAGUCAGUAUUAGUAUCAUUGACUCUAUCAGGGUAGUAUAUUUCCAUGUGUAUCUCUGUCACAUCAGUAUGUGAAGGCCUCUUUUUACAUUGUGUAAAGAAGUAAUGUUUACAAUGCAUUCCAUCAGACUUAUUAAAAUGACUGUAACGUUACACAGUACAAACUGCAGUGGAUCUUCCGAGUGCAAGACUUUUUGCUUCAGACAUGGGAAUCCUUGUAACAAGAUGAUUUGAACUUUCUGAUAGGAAAAAGGUCUUUGCAUCACUGAUACUGUACCAACACUAAUGGUAAAUUGAGAUAGCAAACUGAGAAACAAAACUCAUGCAAGUUUACGUUCUUGAUUCAACUGUGACUUGAUACCAUGUUCUUAAUUUAUUUUGUCCAAAAUUUGUAUUGUGACACAUCCUUGGUUUGAAUUUCAAACACUGUUUUACAUGUAACAGUAUGAUGAAUGGGUCAGAAGAGUGAGAGAAUUGGGGAGAUGAAAGAAAUCGUAGAAAUAUGAAUAAAACCAAGAGUAAAUAUAGUGUUAAAUGCAUUGUUCAUGUUUCAUUCUGACAGUUGUGGCCCACACUCUGAGACAAAUAAUGUUUUAAGUGGCAAUAAGAUAUAUUAUCUACACUGGGUUUCUAACCCAGUCUUUCACACAAAACUCAAAACUAACAUUUUUUUUUCUCAUAAGAGCUUUGGAAAGAAGUAUUGGAUAAGCUGGGGCCUUACAAAUGGGAAUAUAGAUUGAUUUUAGACACAUUCAUGUUGGAAGGGAGAGGACACCACCAUGCUUAUUACUUUUAUGUAGCACAGCCACAAGAUAGUGAACCUUUGUAUCCGUCAGAGCAUUAUGCACAUCCUGGUAUCAUUAUGCCAAGAUGUAAGACCCCAAGUCUAAUAUUUCUGUAUCUACAUUGUAUAUUGCUAUAGCUACGAUAGUAUUGAGUAUUGAGUAUGAAAUAAAAAAAAGU
Messenger RNA from Branchiostoma floridae (Florida lancelet), 2914 nucleotides. RefSeq names its product coatomer subunit delta-like. The record is from RefSeq and is a predicted model, not a curated record. Bases 170 to 1705 code for a protein of 511 amino acids. Lineage: Eukaryota; Metazoa; Chordata; Leptocardii; Amphioxiformes; Branchiostomatidae. Gene Ontology annotation, cellular component: COPI vesicle coat; cytosol. Gene Ontology annotation, biological process: Golgi localization; endoplasmic reticulum to Golgi vesicle-mediated transport; retrograde vesicle-mediated transport, Golgi to endoplasmic reticulum. The transcript has 11 exons.